Micromonas commoda is the source of this 7812-nucleotide messenger RNA. RefSeq lists its product with no specific name. The coding region runs from base 1 to 7812 and encodes 2603 amino acids. Gene Ontology annotation, cellular component: centrosome; centriole; ciliary basal body. Lineage: Eukaryota; Viridiplantae; Chlorophyta; Mamiellophyceae; Mamiellales; Mamiellaceae. The record is from RefSeq and is a predicted model, not a curated record. The transcript has a single exon. Gene Ontology annotation, biological process: centriole-centriole cohesion; ciliary basal body organization; centriole replication.
AUGAUCAUAGAGCGGUCCCCCGACGAAAUCGCCGCCAAGCUGGCGCUCAUGGGCGACAAGCUCGGCCACUCGCUACUGGACAUUCGCGAGCGCGCCAUCGCGUCGCUGAACUUCAAGCUCAGCAACGACCUGCUGACCUUCAAGGACGUCGGCUCGCACUCGGGCGUGCUCAGAGCGCUGCUCGAUUGGUUCGGCCACGAGGACUCCGUGCCUGGCGACGAGCGGGCGCUCGCCAUGCUCCGCCGCAUUGUCGAGGAGGAACCCACCGCCGCGGCCAGGCUCCAGAACCUCGGCGCGGAGGCCGCGCUGCUCGAGGUCACCGACGGCGCUUCCAGGCAGCUCGCCGCGCAGAUCGAAUCCCUCGUCGAGAAGAUCGCGACGGGAGGCGCCGACGUCGCGCCCCAGGAGCCGCCCUCAUCGCCGCCCGGGCCCGAACCAGAGACGGCGAACGCGGACGUCCCCGAAUCAGACGACGCAGAGGAGGCGGCGGAGGAACCGCCCGCUGAGGAGACCGCCGAGGCUGAGGACUCCACAGAGGUUGAGGAUUCGAAGGAGGAGGAUUCAAAGGAGGACGCCCCCGCGGAGGAGGAGGAGGACGCCCCCGCGGAGGAGGAGGAGGAUACCGCGGAUGAAGAGGAGGAUACCGCGGAUGAAGAGGAGGAUACCGCGGAUGAAGAGGAGGAGACAGCGGUGGAGGAGGAGGAGGAGGACGCCGAGGCCGCCGCCGGCGAAGUCGACGACGACGACCCCGCGUUCAUCAGACUCGACCCGGCGCUCAAGGACAUGUUCCGCAAGAACCCGCGGCUCGCCACCGCGUACUGGAACAUCGUCCGCACGCACGGUCUCGAGUCCGAGUCGAGCCGAGCCGCCGCCGUCGCCGCGGAUGCCGCCGCCGUCGCCGCCGUCGGAGACUCGCGAACGCUGGAGACGGCGACGCGCGGGGGGAGCCUUCACCUGCGCCGGUGCCGGAUCUCGCCGCGCGACGACGCGCGGCUCCUCGAGCUCUCCGUCAGGCUGCGGCACGCGGACGAUCCGUGCCUGCUCAUGGCGGCGCUGACGGAGUUUACCGAUUGCGCGCUGAAGGAUCUCCCGCCGCAGGCGCUGCUUCAGCGGCCGAGGUGCCUCUGGGCGGUCAUCUCGCUCGCGCGCGCCAGGGAGGGCCCCACCGCGGCGCACAACGCGCACAGGGCGACGCGCGGCGGAUCACCCAUCGCCCCCGCGGCGGUUCGCGCCGCGGCGCUCGCCGCGCUGAAGGAUUUCGUCGUCGCGAUCAAGGGUGCGUUGGGUCACGCGAACGACGGCGCCCACGCGGUUCGUCUCGGUCCCCGAACGACGACGCCGGCCGACCCGGAUGACGUCGAGGACAUACUGCUCGGUGGCGCGCGCGAGAACAGCUAUCCGCCGCCGGUUCCCUGCUCCGACGACGACGACGAAUUAAACGACGACGGCGUUCCGGGCCGGGACCCGCUUCACGCGCUGCCCGUCGCGCACCUCCUCGCCGUCUCCGUCGUUCCCCUGCUCGCGGAACCGGCGGUGGCGGGCGACGCCCUCCUCGUGCUCCAUGAGACGUUGCCGCUGCUCGAGCUCACCCCCGCGGACCGCGGCGACGACGCCGAGGCUUUAGGCGUCGUCGACGUCGAGGCGGUGGCGACCCGUCUCGGGGUGUACGCGACGGCGAUGGAGCGGGCGUUGGCGACGGCGAGCGCGAUCGCCUCGGCGAGCGGCGAGGACGAGUUGCUCCCCACGGGCGAGUGCCCGGCGUUCUUCCCGGCGCUCGCCAUGACGGCGGUGAUGCUCGCCGCCGCGGGCGCGGAUGCGUCGGCGAUCGCGGCGCGGCGGGGGAAGAUCCCGGCUCGCCUGGUGACGCGCUUGGAGACGGCGGCGAUUGACGAGCUGCUGGCGGCGGCGGUUCCCGGGCUUCGUAAGGUGACGCUGGCGGCGUUGGACGUCCUGGGCAGGCCAUCGUCUAAGGCCGAGUGCGCGGCGGCGGAGGCUGCCGAGCGCGCGACGCACGCCGCGGAGGUUGCGGCGAGGGACGACGCCGCCGCCGCAGCGUCGCGGUCCCCGAGCGACGCCGCGAGGAUGACGAUGGAGGCGCUCCCGGCGCUGGACUUUAUCGCCGAGGACGAAUCGGAGCCCCUCGCCGCGCGGCUCAUCGCGACGCUCCUCACCGCGACGGCGUCCGCGACGGCGGCGGUGCCCGAGGGUGCCGAGGGCGCCGACGCCUUUGAGGAGCGGAGGCGUCUGGGCGACGGCGUCGAGGACGCGAGGUUGGCCACGUCGGAGCUCCUGCGGCACGUCUCCCCCGCGGCUCGUCGCGGCGCGUACGCGGCUCUGGCGGCGGCGGCCGAGAUCGCCAUGGCGGCGGAGGCGGGCGGCGCGGCGGCGGCCGUGUCCGCGGCUGCCCGCGCCGUGAUGGUCGGCCCCGCGGUGACGGGUGAAAUCGUCUCCGGCGGCCUCGCCGAUCCGGAUACCCGGCUCAACGCGGCCAAGUGCCUCGACGCCAUCGCGUGCGGAUUUGGCGGCCGCGCGGGUAAGUCCGAGUCGCCGCUGGCGUCCGCCGCCGCCAGGGCGCUGCUCCCGUGGCUCCCGUGGCUCGAGUGCGACCUGGACGACGACGUCGUGGGACCGGCGGCGGCGGCGGCGGCGGCGGCGGCGGUUCGAGCGGCGCCAGCCGACGCGUGGACCCCGCUCGAGCCCCUCCUCCGCGGACUUUUUCACCAUUCCGCGAGGCGACGGGCCGCGGCGGCGACGGGACUCGCGCGCGCCAUGGGUACGGACGCCGCCACCCACGGAACCUCCGGGGAGGAGGACGUGGAUGCUUCAAUUGACGGGGAGGAGGGCGACGCGGAGGGCGCCGCGGCUGCUGCUCAGGCCGAAAUUGAGCGACAGGCGCGGGUCGACCCCUUCGGCUCCGUCGUGCGACACGCGGAUAACAAGUUUGCGGUUGAUUACGGCGAAGUGCGCGCGUCGCCCCUCGCGGCUUCGGUGUUUGGCGGUAAGGACGUCGGAAACCUCGUGGAUGUGAUGAUGACGCACACCCUCGGUACGUCCGUGCGCGUCGUCGCGGGCGAUCAGCUGUCGCUGUGCGCCGCGGAUCCGAGCCUCCACAAAGUCGUCUGCUCGCGCGAGGUGCUCGCGAGGCUCGCCGCGCUCGCCGCCGCCGCGCUGGCGCCGGAGGCGGAGCGCGUGACGAACGACGUGGGCGUCGCGGCGCUCAAGGUGCUCGCGACGUGCGUCAGGCACAGCCGCGAGGCGCGCGUGUUCUUCUCGGAGAUUUCGCGCGCAUCUCCCGCGGAGGCCGCGCAGCCUUACGGACAGUCGUCGCCGGUGCUGCCGCUGGUGUUCCAUCCCAGGGCCGCCGUCCGCGAGCACCUCGCGGUGUUUUGCGCGUACGUCGUCUUUGGAAAGGUGGCGGACCUCGCGACGACGCACGCCGGGCUCGGGGUGGUGCCCGACCCGACCGCCAUGCACGUGCCCGCGUCCAUCGCGAGACAGCUCAGGUUCCCGGUUCCGAUUAGACCGAUGGACGCGGGGGCUCUUAAUAAGGCCAGGUUGGCGGCGUCAAGGGCGUCGUCGCCGCUCGAGGCUGAGGGGACCGACCGCGCGCGCGUCCGCGCCAUGCUCGCGCAGAGGCGCGAGGUUCGCAGGCUCGGCGGCGCCGCGGGGGUGCUGGCCACCGUCGAGCGCAUGAUGUACGAAGCCGGCGGCGACGCUCGAACGGUGGGCCCCGUCGCGAGGGUCGCCGACGCAACGCUCCGCUGGGCGUCCCCAGCGUCGUCCGCGAUGGUGUCCCUCGCGAGGCUGGCGCAGGCGCGGUCGCACGACGACGCCACCGCCGCGUGCGCGUCCCUCCGCGGCGUCCUCGCCUUUGGCCCGCCCGGCGCCAACGCGAUUCUCGCCGCGACGUGGCCGAAACGUGCGGCGAGGCUGCUUCACACCCCGCCGCGGUCGCCCGAGGACGCCAGGCUGUGGGCGUCGCUCGCUUCGACCCUCGCGCGGGCGAUGCGCGUCGCGACCGCCCCGGCGCCGCUCGACCGCCUCGCGUGGAUCGCCGAGGCGGUCAAACGCGCGGCGGUGCCCGUCGUCCGCGCCGUCGCCGUCGGAGGCGACGAGCGGUUCGCGCCCGGUUUCAUCGCGUCGCCGGAGACGUUUCGAAUCCGAGACGCGAAACCCAUCGUUUCCGACCCCGUUUCUCACGACCCCGAUUCUUUCAACCCCGAGGAGCGCGGGGAGAUGUCCGCGGCGUCGUCAGCCGCCGCCAAGGCUGCCUGCGAGCUCGCCGCGCGUGUUCUCGACGCCGCCGUGGCGUUGAGCUCGGCGGCGACGUACGGCGGGUUCGUCGACUCUCCCGAGGCGGCGUCGGCGGCGUCGGCGGCGGCGGCGAGGGUCGCCGGGUUGGUCCUGUGCGAGACGGACCUGUGCGAGGCGGUCACCGAGACGCUCGUCGCGGACGCGCGGUGCGAGUACGGCGCGCGCGUCGCCGCGGUCGAGUGCGUCGCGAGCUGCGCCAGGGCUUGCGCGCUCGCGUCGGCGUCGAGAACAUCCGCGGAUGCGGAAUCCCCUCCGGAUGCGUCCGGAGCCGCCGCGGAUCUCGCGGACAUCGUCGUCGAGCCCCUGCUCACCUACUGCUGCACCGCGCGCAUCGGCGCGGACCCCACGGGGCCUGGCGCGCCAUCCUCGGCGCGGAUGGACGCGCGGAGACGAAUCGCGGAGGAGAUGGCUGGGACGGUUGGCUCGCGGUGGGGCGCGCUGGUGGACGCCGGCGUCGAAGCCUUGGACGCGACGUGCGAAGCGGCGCCCGGUACCGCUUGGUCCAGGGCGUGGGCGUCCACGGGCGCCACGUUUUGGCUCGCGCGACUGGCGCGGGACUGCCGCGCCAGCCGCAGGGCGAGCGCGUGGAGGCUGCUCUCCCGAGCGGCCUCGCCCGACGCGAGGUUCACGUGCGCGCUGUUGGCGACGACGUGGCCAGACGCUCCCGCCGCGGGCGCCAGGGUGGCGCUGGACUACACCGAGGCGCCGGCGGUUCGAGCCGCGGCGUGCCAGUUCGUGGCGGCGUGCCUGUCCACCACCGCCGCGGCGGACCCGCUGACGCUGCUGCAGCAGCCGGUGCCGGACGUCGUGCCGCUGCUCAACGGCGGGGAGAUUUGGCGAGGCUUGGCGGAGGUUCUCGUCGCGUGCUCGGGCGAGGGCGCAAAGGCGGGCGGGUCCCCCCACCCGUACGCGACCGCCGACGCGGACGGCGGGAGCCCGGGGUUGGAACCGGCGGUCACCGACCCGGCCGCCGCGGCGGCGCUCCGUCGCGGCGCCGCCGCGGCGCUCCUCGCGUGCUCGCGCCUCUCGCCGGUCAUCGUCGGAGUCGCCUUGUCGCCGCGAGCAUUUUCGGGCGAUGCGAAUUUCGAUUCGAAUGAAAUCCCGGAAAUUGACGACGAAGCUGAGGACAACUGGCCGCCCUCGCUCGCCGCCGCGCUCCGCGCCCUCGACCCCGCACCUUGGCGCACGUGCCUCGCGGCUCCCCCUCCCGAGGUGCUCGCGUGGGCGAACCCGCCCGCGAAAGCCGCGGAGGACGCCGCGGCGGCUGCGGCGAACGUCGCGGCGCUCGUGGGCGCGAUCGCCGCGGCAAACCUCGAAAACCUCGAGCCGGCCGCGUCCGACCUCGAGAACGAUCGAUCCGCACGGGCCGUGAGUACGGCAUCGCGGUUGUUCGCCGCGCCGAGGAUCGCGUGCGACACCAGCGCCGUGCCGCAGAUGGCGGCGACGCUCGCCGCCGCCGCGGGGGCGCUGGUGACUCGCCCGCCGCCCAGAGCCGGCGGGUCGCCCAGUCGACUCGACGCGCCGAGACGAGCGUCGGUGUGCCGAGCCUUCGCGAGGUCCGCGAGCGGACUCGCGGCGGUCCUCGCGGCGGCACCCGACCCGGGAGUGGGCGAUGCCGCGACGAACGCCGCGUGGCAGUGCGUCGCGGCGGCUCCGCUGUCCUGCGCUCUCAUCCUGGACCUCGCCGCCGCGGGGGCGUCUGGAUCGAUACACCGGAGCGUCGUCGGGUCCGCGGGGGCGGGUCUCACGGUCGCCGCCACGUCGGCGUGUGAGCUCCUCGCGACGCUCUUUCGCUCGCCCCAGGCGUCGGCGAUCGUCAUGGAAGCUGCGGCGAGGCAGGGCGGGAUGGGCGGUCCCGUCGGCGCGAGGCUGGCGACGUCGCUCAUGCGACUGUGGCACGCGCAAGCCGUCGGCGGCGGCGGCGGCGGUGAAGAGCAGUGGAAAACACCCGGCGCCGCCGCCGCCGCCACGCCGCACACCGCGGUAUCCGCCGCGCUCAGGAACGUCCUGGCUUACAGCGCGAGCGCCAAGCGAGCCGCAGCGGACGCGGAGCUCACGGCGACGCUGCUUCGCGUCGCCGCGCGCGCGCACCGCAUCAUCGCGUACGAACGACGCGCGGCGGACGCCGCCGCCGAGUUGGAACGCGAUCUCCGGGGAUACCCCCGGACCAAACCGGUCCCACCGCCGCUGCCCCCCGCGCCCAGGCCGCUCGCCAUGCCCGCGGACGCCGUCCUCGGCGAGUGCGUCUCCCUGCUCAAGCACGUGUUGUACUGCUCCCCCAGCGCCACGGCGGCGGCGGCGGAGGAUGACGAGACGAUGGGCGCGUUUGCUUCGGCGGCGACGGCGGAUCGCGACGGGCGAAGCGAGACGGCUUCCGCGACUGGCCACGCGGCGGCUGCGGCGCGCGCCGACGCCAUGGCGCACGGCGCGAUGCCGGCGAUGCACGCGCUGUGGCGUCACGCGGUGAGCGACAGGCACCUGUGCCACGAGCUCAUGGGGUUAGCCGCGAACUUGAUGGCUGGCAACGACGACGCCAAGCGGAUGUGCGUCGAGGAUGUCGACGCGGGCGACGGGGGCAAGCCCAUCUCGUUCGCCGAGCGCAUGCUCCGCCUCGCCUUUCGCAACACCAGCCCGGCGGCGACGACGCGACUGGCGCUCGCGCCCCUCGCGGCGCUCGCGGGCCAACCCGACGCCAGGCGGUGGCUUUUGCGCUCGCAGUUUCUCCCCAAGACGAUGGAGCAAUUCGCGGCGGCGGUUGGUAAGCGGGACGCGCAGAGGCAGGUUGCGGCUAUUCGCGCGCUGGCGGACGUGGCGGGCGGCGGGGGCGACGACGGCCGACGCGAGGUGCUCCGCGCGGGCGGCGGCGAGCUCAUGCAGCUCAUCCUGGAGGUUCUCGCCUCGGCGGGCGUCGCGGGACACAGGAUAAACGACGACGAGGAUGACGACAUCGACGUCAUCCUCAAGCUGCCCGGGCUCGCCGGGCCAGACGCGCCUAAAAAUUCCGUGUUUCAGACGCAGCUCCCGGUUGCGGCGCUCGAGGCGCUCCUCCUGCUCCGCAACCUCUGCUUCCACACCGAGGCCAAGGCGCACGUCACCGCGAACCCGAGGGCGCUCGACGCGCUCGUCGCCGCCGCUGGCGCGUCCGAUCCCGGAGCGAGGGCAGCCGCCGCGGAUGCGCUCCUCGCGCUGACCCACAACGGCCAGAGGAUUUCCACGCUGCUUCGCAAGGGAAGGAGACCCGCGCGGCUGCGACGGUUCGCGGCGCGGGCGUCCAAGGCGGUCGCCGCCGGGACGAGCGGACGCGCGCGGGCGGACGUGCACGCCGCCAAGUGCCUCGACGUGUUGGUGCGCGAGGUGCUACGCAUCGGGGACGCCGGCGACGACGCGUUUGGCCAUUCUCCGGAUUCGACGCUGCUGGACAUCUCCGAGGCGGACGUACGGGGGAUCGGGCGCGAGCCCAGCGACGGCCUGGCGAUCGGACCCGCGUGGGUGCACUAG